This is a messenger RNA of Candidula unifasciata, 2541 nucleotides long. NCBI's taxonomy places the organism in Eukaryota, Metazoa, Mollusca, Gastropoda, Stylommatophora, Geomitridae. The record is from the annotation of a GenBank genome assembly.
AUGGCUAAAACUAAGAGCAAAAAAGGGCUGGCUGAUAAAGUGCGCAGCAAACAGAAGAACAAAACUAAACAACCACCAAACCCAUUUGAAGUCAAGGUGAAUAAAGUCAAGCACUCAGUGGUGAACAAACAUCUUCAGAAAUGGGAGAAAGGUAUUCCUGGAGUGUCGCGGUCAAAAGCUGUGAAAAUGAGGAAAGAUACCCUACUAAAAGAACUUCACCAUAUGAAAAAGGCCAAUUCUUUGCUUGACAAAAGAUUUGGUGAGAAUGAUUCAACACUUUCUGCAGAUGACAAGAUGGUACAGAGGUUCGCAUUGGAGAAAAAGAAACAGAUGAAAAAGGGUGACUUCAGUUUGAAUGACGAAGAGGAGGUGUUGACCCAUUAUGGCCAGUCACUUGUAGAGAAUCUUAAAGACACCAUUGGCUCAGAUUCAGAGGAGGAAGAGGAUGGCAAACUACGAAUGGGACAGUUCCAGUUUGGCGGGUUUUCUAAAGAAGGUGAUGAAGUGUCGUAUAAAGAUAAAAUGAAGGAGGUUAUUGCAGACUCCAAAAAGCAAAAGUAUGAGAGACAAGCAGAGAAAGAGAAGACAGUGGAAACAACAAAAGAACUUGAUAGCAGUUGGAAAAGUCUUGUGUCUAAUUUCAAACCUGUGAAUAACAACCAAACGGGCAAGAAAGUAACUGCUUUUAUGCAACUUUUCCAUAACCUUGUCAUGGAGCAGAAGUCAGCAGGGGCAACAGAUAAGCUGAAAACAGAAGAGGAGAAGGCUAAGGAAGAGGCAGAAAGAUUGAAACAGCUCGAGGCUCAGCGCAUAGCAAGAAUGAAAGGAAAAUCUAAGCAAACAAAAAGAACUCAUACCUCAGCUGAUGAUUUAAACGAUGGGUUUGCUCUUGAAAAACCAAAGCGUUCUGUGACCUUUGCUGGUCAGUCAGAGUCAGAAGAUGAGUCAGGUGACAGAGUGAACUCUCAGGACCAAGAGGCUUUAAGUGACACUGGUGACAAUAAUAAAGAAGCUGGUGGCAGUGGUGACGAGGAUAGUAAUGAUGAUGACGAUAAUAGUGACAGUGAUGAUGAUGAAGAAGACGAGGAUGGCAGUGAUUCUGACGACAGUUACUCAGAUUUGGCAUCAGAAAAUGAGAGUGAAAAUUAUGAAGCAGUGAGAGCAGUUGAGAAAACACUGAAAUCUAAAAAGGAAUUAAAACCUCGACCCAUUCUCAAAAAUACGGAGGGAAUUGAACGGUAUUCUGAUUUUCCUUUCUUUUUUCAUUGGAAAAGUGCCCCUGGCAGUUACAGUGAACUGAAAUCUCUCUUGCAUGGUCAUGCAGCCGAUGAACAGUCUACCAUUAUAUUACGGCUUCGCAAAUGCCACCAUCCUAGUCUUGCUGAGGGAAACAAGGAAAAACUUGAGACAAUUCAGCAGUAUCUAUUACAGUACUUUGGGGACAUUGUAAAACAGAAGCCAUUAGACCAAGUGCUAGUUGAUCAUGUGGUGUCACAUCUUUGGGAGAUGACCCAGACGUGCAACAUGUCCUCUGCCACAGCAAUCCAGAAUCUUCUGCUAGAGCACCACAAAGAGUACACAGCUCAGGCUGAGAGAAGGGACGGAAGGGGAACAUUUCCAGGCACUGAUACACUGAUGUAUUUGAGGCUUGUUGAGUGCCUGUUUCCUACUUCAGAUUUUCAGCAUCCAGUUACCACUCCUGCUAUGCAUUUCAUCACACAGAUGUUAUCAGAGUGUGUGUUAAGAAACAGCAGAGAUGUUGUUGCUGGCUUGUUCUUGUGCUCUUUGGCAUUAAAGUUUGUCGGCUUAUCACGGCGAUAUGUGCCUGAAGUUAUCACUUUUCUCCAUGGUCUUUUGUAUUUGGCAGCAGAAAAGAAUGCUGUUUCAGGCAUAAAGGUAUUUCCGCCCAUUAGAGCAGGUGGCAAGACAGUGGAUCUGUGCAUUAGACAAAAAUGCUCACAAGUAUCGCAGGAAUGGUCUCUGUCAGAUUUGUUGAAUAAGGAACCGACACAGUUGAAUGGAGACCAGUUUAGAUGUGAAGUCAUUAAUAGAUGCUUGGACAGUCUUCUGAUGUGCUUAAAGUUAUGGGAAGAUUUGCCCUGUGUAGAUUUAAUCUUUGAACCUUGUAUGAAGCCGUUGUCGCUGCUACCAAAACAUUUGUACCCAGCAGACAUGCAGGCAAAAAUUGAAGACUUGUCGCAGAAGAUGCUUGACAGUAAAUCAAAGACACUGAAGGUCAUGCAGCAGCCAUCCAAGAAACCGGUGCCUCUGAAACUGUUUGAACCAGAGAUCCAAGAAUUCUGGGCUGGUAAACGCAAAAAGGGAGGUCCCAACAAGGAUGUAAAUGAGCGCCAACGGUUGAAUCAUAAAUACAAAAAAGAACUGAAGUCAGCCAUCAGAGAAGUCAAGAGAGACAAUGAAGUUCUGGCCCGACAUCAGUUGGAGACUGUUCUACAAAAAAAGAGAAAGACCAAGGAUCUGAUGAACAGUCUGGCCAAUCAAGAAGGCGAUUUCAAAGCUAUGAAGAAGAUAAAAAAGUGA